This is a messenger RNA of Podarcis raffonei (Aeolian wall lizard), 4947 nucleotides long. RefSeq names its product nuclear factor 7, brain-like. The transcript has 7 exons. Bases 2101 to 3555 code for a protein of 484 amino acids. The record is from RefSeq and is a predicted model, not a curated record. Gene Ontology annotation, molecular function: zinc ion binding; protein binding. Lineage: Eukaryota; Metazoa; Chordata; Lepidosauria; Squamata; Lacertidae.
CUUUUCUUUUUAACAGAAAGUCUCAUUCUUGCUGGUAUAAUCUUAAUAUUUACAACCAGAUGAAGGUUUCAUUUUUGGAAUGAAAAAUUUUCAGAGUAGUUUUUUACAGUUAUAUAAAAAGUUGCUGAUUUGGUUAUACUGUUAGAAAUGCAUAGACAGAUAACUUAUUAAACCCCACAAUAAUUUCAUAAUUGUUUAUAUUUGGACAACUUUUCUGCUGUACUUUAUUGGAAGGAGAAAAAUAAUCAUUUCCUUAAUAACAAUUUACUUAACUAAAACAAUAACAUUAUAGCAUAUGUAUCCAUGUUUGUUAACUGAUGCGAUUAAACAAUUAAAAUACAACAACAACAUAGACAGUUUUAGCAUGCAUGAAAAACUUAAAACAAAUCCUUAUUUCCUAAUGAAUAGCCUUCGGACUAUAAUGUAACUUAUACAGAAAAAUAUCUUUAGAAAGCUUUUUCCUCCAAAGGCAUAUUAUUUUAAAAAUCUAAUUUAAAUUUUAAAAAUCAUUAAUUUUUAUCCACCCUGCCUUCCCAAUUAAAAGUGUAUUUUUGAACAUGUUUUUCUCUCAACAUAAGCACAUUUCUCAACGUAUUUUAUCCAGAUAUGCAAUCUGAUAACAUUUCUUUCAGUUGAGAACGAAAUCAAAAUCCAGUGGAUAGCUAAAGUCCAAUCCGGUCAUGAGUCAAGGAGGUGUGGAACAGGUUUCAAAGGAAGCAGCUCCUGUCCCUCCCUCCCUGCCGGCCAGGGAGGAGGGAGGCUCCAACUGUGUUGCUUGGCUGCGUUGCUCACCCAAUAAGGAGUCUAAGAACGACUGGGGGGUGGAGCUUGCAUGCCUUGUGCCAAUCAAAUCAGCCGCUUGCCUGGGACUCGCCUUUGCUCAGCGCUUCCCAGCGGAGAGGUGACGGUGGUUUUCCUUGCUGCAUCCCCUUUGCUGGGUUGCUGCGCUGUGGGAAACACCGCUUGAGGCUUCGUUUGGCUGCUGGCUGGGCUUUCUGCCUUUGGCUCGGAGGGGCUCAGAAGUUGAACAUACCUGUGCCCAGAAAAUCCCUUAUUUUGGCUGCUGGUCCCUUAUCUUCAAAUCUGUAAGUUGACAGCUAUUCCUGUAGCUGACCCAGGUUGUGAGUGAAUUUUGGCUGGAGUUUUAGGGUGCUAAGAUUAAAAAGUCUAGUGAAGGGCAAUAUGGUUUUGAGUCCUUACUGUCGUCAAGGACAUUUCAACUCCUGAAGUACAUAUCACUCCUUCCUUGUGUACAAAAUAACAACUGACAACAGGGGCAAAGCAACUGCUUAUAUACAUUUCUGAAGUUCUGGGCCACUCCCACUCCCAACUUGAUUGGCUGUCUAAACUUCCAAGCUGCGAAUCAUGACUCGGAGUUUAAAAGCCAAUGGCAGAGGCCCAAAUCCUGAAAUGUUCUCUGAUUGGAUAUCAUGUAUCGAAUCAGAACACAGGGGGCGGGGGCUCAGAAUCCUUAGUCCUGACUCAAGCUCAGGCAAACACAGACCACUGAAUACGUAACACAAAAUAUCUCUUUAAAAAGCAAUAUUAUUUAGUAAUUAAUUCUGCCUAAAAGCUGGCACAUGGCAGGGCUGUAUCUGCAAUAUAAAAACCCCAUGUCCCCUUAGUUAAUUUUAUUAAUUAACAGAGACAGGUGAAUGCCAACCAUGUCACACCAUGACACUGUUCUCUGAUCGGCUUGCAGACAACAGAAGGGUUACAUUUUAAUGAUAAAAGCAUGGCACCAUACAACAGUAAACAAAUCCCAGCAUAAAAAUUCAGCGCCCACCCUCUAAAAAAGCAGCAGCAGACUCAAAACAGGCUGAGAGCUGCAUAAGGUCAUUAAAAGUACACAGAUGACCUAAAUUUCAGCUGAUUUCAGAAGUUAACCAUUUUAAACCCGGGGGGGGGGGGGGAGAAGUGCCUCUUUGCUAUUGCAAAAGACUCCACAAAGUUCUCAAAUUGCUACAGCAAAGGUCACUUUGCUCCACCUCUAAGGUGUGGUUCCUUUCGGCAACAAGAGAGAAGCAAAAGGAGGAACUAGAGAAAAGAAAGCGAAACUGGACUCUGCAAUGCGUAGCAGCCGCUUAGCUGUCAGCAGAGAUGGCCGAGGGUUUUCAGCAAGAUCUGACUUGUUCCGUCUGCCUCGACGUGUUUACUGAGCCGGUGCUGCUUAGAUGUGGGCAUUGCUUCUGCCAGAAAUGCAUCACCUCCUCCUGGGACAGCCAAGGCGGAGCUCCUAGCUGCCCUGACUGCCGGGCCCCCUGUACUGACAGACAUUUCACACCCAGCCACUUGCUGAGAAACUUGGCCCAAAAGGCAAGAGAGGAUCAAGAGAAAGCGCAGGAAGACCAAGAAAAUCACGAAGAAACGCCGACAGGCAGAAGCAGCCCGGGUGCUGAUCAGGGGUUGCUCUGCGCAAAACACGGUCUCACUUUGCAGCUCUUCUGCCUCACCGAUGAGGACCCCAUUUGUCUUUGCUGUGUGGAUUCGCCUGCCCACGCCGGACACAAGUUCAGCUCCUUGAAAGACGCUGCUGAGCCCUACAAGCGGAAGCUGGACAAGGUUCUGGGUUGCCUGGAAACCAGAAUUAAACAACAAGAGCAACAGGAAGGAUGUCAAGAAGAAAACAUGCGUUCCUUGAGAAACUCAGCUGAGUCCCUUCGCAAGACGAUUGAAGACGAGUUCACUGAGCUGCAGCGAUUCCUGAGUCAGAGGAAAGAUGCAGUAUUGGCCCAGCUAGAUGAGGAUGAAAACGCCGCGCGCAUGAACAUGAUGGCACAUCUCUGGGAGAUUCGGGAGGGCCUGUCUGCAGCCAGAGAGAUGAUGAGCCAGGGAAAGGCCAAAAUGGAACAGAGGGAUUUAGCUGCCUUCCUCCUGGAUGUCCAGGAGCUCCUGAAGAAGCUCCCUGCUGAAAAGGAGGCUGAGGGCGUAGGAAACCAGGUUGGCCGCUCUGUUGUUUGCAGGGAACUCUGCCUGGGCAAGUUCAAGGGUCCACUGCAAUACCUAGCAUGGAAUAAGAUGAGAUCCAUCGUCAGAACAGAAGUAGAACCGAUCACCCUGGACUGCGGCACUGCUCAUCCCAAAUACACUUUCUUACUGCAAAACUAUCGUGUGGCGUUUGGACUGCUUAAGAAUCCCUUGAACUAUCCAGCGAUAUUUCAGGACUCUCCCGUUGUGCUGGCGAAAGAGGGGUUCCAUUCAGGAAGACACUACUGGGAAGUUGAGGUGGAAAACAAGGGAGACUGGUUGAUUGGCGUAGCCUUGGUGUCCAUCCCAAGGCAAAAAGGCAAGGAUCCCACUUCUCUGACGGACAAGAUCUGGUGUCUGGAGCCAACAGAGGAGGAUAGCGAGCCUCAAAAUGGAUCGUCAUGGUGGAAGGUCGGCGUGUACCUGGACUAUGAGGGAGGCCAAGUUUCUUUCUAUGAUGUAGCAGCCGGGUCUCACCUCUGCACACACACAGCCCGUUUCAGCGAAAAAGUCUACCCUUUCUUCCAACCUACGCCGGCUGCUUUCAGGCAAAAACGCACCAUAAGCUUGAAAACUUGUCACAGUUAGGACAUUAAAGCAAUUCUUAAGAGGGUAUUAUUAUAAAAAGAAAAGGUAGGUGUGUUUGCCCAUUAGAUAAAAGUCCAAAGUCCAUACUAAGGCAGUGCUUUUAUCAGGCCAGCCAAGAUGCAAACUCCAUGACUUCAUCAUCAGCCAACUUCCCUCCCACCUCGCCUUAUUUGCUAUCAAACCUGAAGAAGAGCUCUGAGUAACUUGAAGGCUUGCUCACUAUUUCGUGACGUUUUAGCUGACCUAUAAAAGGCAUUGCCCUAAGGUGGAUUUUGGAAUGUUCUUAAGUGCGCCACAAUUCUCCAAGCAUUGAGAAGUGUGUGCCCCUGGGAAAGAGAUUGUUGGUGAAUUCAGGUCUUUUGUGAUAUGUACAGUGGUACCUUGGUUUCCAAACUUUAUCCAUUCCAGAAGUCCAUUCCCAAACCAAAGUGCCCUAAAACCAAGGCACACUUUCCCAUAGAAAGUAAUGCAGAAUGGAUUCCUCCGUUUCAGUCUUUUAAAAACAACCCCUAAAACAGCAAUUUAACAUGAAUUUUACUAUCUAAUGAGACCGUUGAUCCACAAAAUGAAAGCAAUAAUCAAUGUACAGUACUAUAAAAUAAAUACUGGCCAUUAGAUAAAUUGACCCUUGGCCAAUAAAGCGAGAUGCGCGCUGCAACCCCAGAGUCAGUCAUGACUGGACCUAAUGGUCAGGGGUCCCUUUACCUUUAGAUCUUUUUUUUUAAAAAAAUCAAGUAGCGAUAAGGAGACAUGUAUGUGUGCAAACGCAGGCUGGGAUCCUGGGAGGAAGGUAAAUAAGGCCAAAUGUCAUUUGCACUGAAAGUUUCCACUGGGUGCGAUGGGGGGCUCUAGCUUUUCUUCCAGACCAACAAAAAGCAGGCAUGUAGGCACCGAUCCAGAAUGAAGCAAAGGAGCAAAAAGCCCUUCUAAUUCCCACAACCACCAGGGAUCUAUGAUCUGGGUUAGGGCCUGCUAUUUACUUUUUAAAAAAAGCCCUUCAUACCAUUUGUAACUGUUGAAGCAGGCGAAGCCGACGCAGCCUAUUUGCCAGACUACAACUCCCAUCAUCCCUGACCACGCUAGCUAGCUGGGGUUGAUGGGAGCUGGGAGUCUAACAAUCUCUGGAGGGCACGACAAGAACAAAACUAGUUCUUGUAUGGUCUGCCCUUUAGACACAUUUGCUUACAUUGUUUUCGUACUAGCGAAGCGUGUCAAAGAUGGCCUUUCCUUAUAACCACGUGUGGUGGCUCUCUCUUACUACAUCCAAAAAGUAUCAAAGAAAGGGCUCAAGACGGUUUGAAAGCAGAUUAACUUGUGUUUGUAUUCUGAUUGGAUUUGUUAUCAAUUGGGAUGUUCUUAACUGAAAAUUAAUAAAAAUUAUUUACAGUGGUA